CUCCUCAUCAAAAGGCACCUGUUUCCGGUUUCACACUUGUCUGGGAAGUAUUGUCGGCGAAAAUGAACACGUUCCUGUCAAGAUUGAACACUAUAUUUGCCUUUACCCUUAGUGUAAUGGCAGCUUUGACAUUUUGUUGCUUUCUCACAACAGCGUUUAAUCUCCAUAAACGACCACUGAACGUAUCUGCAGGAAAAGUUUCUGUCAAAAACGUCCCAGACUACUCAGCCGAUAGGGAAAAGAGUGAUCUUGGAUUUGUUACCUUCGACUUGCAAGCUGAUCUCCAGCCUCUGUUCAACUGGAACGUGAAACAGCUUUUCCUCUACCUCACCGCAGAAUACCAAACACCAGAUUAUAAGCUGAACCAGGUUGUUCUGUGGGACAAGAUUAUCCAGCGUGGAGAUAAUGCUAUCAUUGAUUUGAAGAGUUCCAACACCAAGUACUACUUCUGGGACUAUGGCAAUGGGUUGAAGGGCAAUAAGAAUGUGACGAUGACAUUGUCCUGGAAUGUGAUUCCCAAUGCUGGUACUCUGCCCAAGGUGAUGGGUGAUGGCAGCCAUUCCUUUACCUUCCCAGACCAGUACAGUGCAGGCCGCUUCUAGACCUGCCAGACACCAGCUCGCACCUGUCCAAGUGAGGCCUCGUGUCGCCUCACAGCCUCAUCAUUACUGUACACUAUCAUUACUGUACACUAUCUUUACUGUACCCUAUCAUUACUGUACACUAUCAUUACUGUACACUAUCAUUACUGUUAACUGGAGAAAUUGUUAGUUUCAUCCAGUGUAUCAGGAAUAAGUUCAUUAUUAAUAGGAAUAAGUUCUGUUCAAUUUGGAAUAUGUUAUUUUCUGUCAGGUAUAUGUUGACAAAAAGCUGUAAAAAGUAUUCAUUUUGAACAACUACGACCUUUAAGACAUCACUGCGAACUGCUGUGUAAGAAUCAUCUCAAUCCAACUCAAUCCAUCGCGAUCCAUCGUAUGUCAGUCGUGUGAGUGUCUGUGUAAGGGUUUGAAAUUCUCAAAGACGAGGCAAAAGGAUGUAGAGGAUAUGUUCAAAUUUUCACAGAUAAGUCUUGAAGAGUCCUUGUCAUAACAGUGUACAUUUGUACAACCUAGUUAGCCGUAACUUUAGGACGUGUGUAUGAGGGAGAGUGAGUGUUCUGCGGUUUUAUUCACCUAGUGAAACAGUCUAGAUGAUUGAAGAUCCACUGAUGUUAAUCAUUUGUUUAUGUUUGUGGUGUGUAAGAGACAUUUUUCAGAAUGAUAUUGUUUUAAUGGCACCAGAAUCCCUAGCACAUCUACAAGCAGACAACAUGUUCAAGUCAGGAGGAACACGACAGACCAGCUUUAGAGUCACCUCCUGGACCACAUGGGGCUAUCACUGAUAUCUACCAGCAGACAACAUGUUCAAGUCAGGAGGAACACGACAGACCAGCUCUAGAGUCACCUCCUGGACCACAUGGGACUAUCACUGAUAUGCACUGUAAUUCAGAAACAGGGUUUAGAACGAUGUAAUUAUGAGGAAUGUAAUUUAAUUGUUGUGUUAAUAGUAUGAUUGUUCUAAGCCUGUGAUGUGGAGGGAGAGAGGGAUUUACAUGUUGUAAUGGUGUGGCUGUAAGUGCCUUGCUGUUGACUGUCAGUGUAAUAAUACAGGUUGUGGAGCACCUUCCAUGCUGUGAAUGUAAGUUGUGUAAGUGUUUUGUGAGGGGCUGUGGUUCUAGCUGUCAAUUUGGAAGUAAGAAUUAAAGAGGAUAAUAUAUUAUGUAAUUGUGUAUGUAUUGUAGAGCCCCCAUUUUGGCAUGAAAAAGAUCUUUAAAAUAAAUUUUAAGAAAAUA
Messenger RNA from Haliotis rubra (blacklip abalone), 1831 nucleotides. Its product is annotated as signal peptidase complex subunit 3-like. Bases 63 to 602 code for a protein of 179 amino acids. Gene Ontology annotation, biological process: protein targeting to ER. NCBI's taxonomy places the organism in Eukaryota, Metazoa, Mollusca, Gastropoda, Lepetellida, Haliotidae. Gene Ontology annotation, cellular component: signal peptidase complex; membrane. The transcript has 5 exons. The record is from RefSeq and is a predicted model, not a curated record.